Nelumbo nucifera (sacred lotus) is the source of this 2512-nucleotide messenger RNA. Its product is annotated as SWI/SNF complex component SNF12 homolog. The record is from RefSeq and is a predicted model, not a curated record. NCBI's taxonomy places the organism in Eukaryota, Viridiplantae, Streptophyta, Magnoliopsida, Proteales, Nelumbonaceae.
CGACGGGUGGUUUCUCAGCGAUAGACAUGGAAAACAAAGAACUCAACCGAGUUGGAAAGGGAAAGCCGGAAAGGAUGAAGACGGAAAAAAAUCGUUACUUGACAACCAACAGAAGGUGAAUGUUUGAAAUUAGUUGAUUUUGCAUCGAGAAUGAUCGAUGUCAGGUAGGUAAUUCAAGCUUGCGGCUGCUCAGAAGGAACCCUCCAUAGUCUACGCACAAGAAUUUUGUUGUUAUUUGUGUACAGAUCUACGCGCAAGAGUUUUUCGGUAAACGCCACUUGUCCUCCUUCCUCUCCCUGUUUCAUGUGUAACAAUGGUCCCUAGGGUCGAAAGGAGAGCAGUUGAGUUCAAAAUAUUUUCUCCUUGAUUUAUUUUGUUUUAAGGAUUUGUUUCAAUUGGGAUAUCUGCAGCGAUUCGGGGAAAUUAUACCCGGCAGAGGAAUUAGGGUUUUCGGAGGCUUAAGGAUUACAUUCGACGAUUUUUCUCUAUAAAAUAUUUAAAGGUUUGCUGGGCUCCUCAGGCUUUGCAAAUUGCAGCUCUGUAGGGUUUUGCCGUUCCGUGGUCUACUUGAAAGAUUGAGGAAGCUGGCUUGUUAGACAACAAUGUCUGCGAACAACAAUAGCCCAGCGAAGAGUGUUGGGGCUCAGUCCCCUUUUGGUAGUGCUGGGAUGGUAUCUCCAUCUAUGCCGAUAAACCACCCUUCCCAUCUACAUCCUCAGUCACAAGCUCAGACACAACCUGUCCCACACUUUCAAUUCCAGUCACCUCUUCAGUCCCAAGCACAAGCCUUGGCCCAGGCUCAAGCCCAAGCCCAAGCUCGUGCUCAAGUUCAAGCUCAAGCAGCUCAUGCCCAAUUUCAAGCUCAGCUACAAGCUCAAUCACAGUCUCUUACCCAGACACAGUCCCCUGGGGUUGGACUUGUAGGUGCAUCGUCUCCCUCCCUUUCAUCACCCGGCACAGCAACUGCCAAGCGGGUUGUCCAGAAACCUCCUGCACGGCCUCCGGCUCCUGCUACUGCCAGCACAUCUUCGCCAUUUAAAACAAUGGAGCUAACACCUGCUGCUCGUAGAAAAAAGAGGAAACUUCCAGACAAGCAGCUACCAGACAGAGUUGCCACGCUUUUGCCCGAGUCUGCCCUGUAUACCCAGCUGCUUGAGUUUGAGGCACGGGUUGAUGCUGCUCUUGCAAGAAAGAAGAUUGAUAUUCAGGAAUCCCUUAAGAGCCCUCCUUGCAUUCAGAAGACUCUUCGAGUUUAUAUCUUCAACACUUUUGCUAAUCAGACCCGAACGAUCCCAGAGAAGCAGAAUUUGGAGCCCCCUUCCUGGUCACUUAAGAUAACUGGGAGGAUCUUGGAAGAUGGAGUGGAUCCCGACCCUACUGGUGUAAUCCAGAAACCAAGUUCAUUACACCCAAAGUUCUCUUCCUUUUUCAAGAGAAUUACUAUUAACUUGGACCCGAGUCUUUAUCCUAAUAACUCUACUAUUGUAUGGGAAAGUGCUCGAUCGCCUGCACCUCAUGAAGGUUUUGAGGUAAAAAGGAGAGGGGAUAAGGAAUUUACAGUGAAUAUACGAUUAGAGAUGAAUUACAUGCCCGAGAAAUUUAAGCUCUCUCCUGCUUUGAUUGAACUUCUUGGUAUUGAAGUCGAUACCCGCCCAAGGAUUAUAGCUGCGAUAUGGCAUUAUGUGAAGGCUAGGAAGCUGCAAAACCCAACCGAUCCUUCUUUCUUUGCUUGUGAUCCACCUCUUCGCAAAGUAUUUGGGGAAGAGAAGAUGAAAUUUGCAAUGGUUUCGCAGAAGAUAUCACAGCAUUUAUCCCCAUCUCAGCCUAUACAUUUGGAACACAAGAUCAAGCUUUCUGGGAACAGUCCGGCUGGGAAUGCUUGCUAUGAUGUAUUAGUUGAUGUUCCUUUUCCAAUACAGAAGGAAAUGUCAGCUUUCUUGGCCAACACGGAGAAGCACAAAGAGAUUGAUGCAUGUGAUGAAGCAAUUUGUGCUGCCAUAAAAAAGAUCCAUGAGCAUCGUAGGAGGAGAGCUUUCUUUCUUGGGUUCAGUCAAUCUCCUAUGGAGUUUAUCAAUGCUUUGAUUGCUUCCCAAAGCAGGGACCUGAAGCUUGUUGCAGGGGAAGCUAGUCGUAAUGCUGAAAAAGAGCGACGUUCAGACUUUUACAACCAACCAUGGGUUGAAGAUGCUGUCAUUCGAUAUCUGAACCGCAAGACUGCUGGAGGAAGUGAUGCUCCGGCAAGCACAUGAAACGGAAUUGUUGAUUAACAGAUGGGCUUCUAUACUUGCUAUUUUUAAAUUCUUGCUUUCUCACCCUUAGGUUUUCGGAUGAUCUUUCUGACUACAGCAAAUGAUUUUUCCAAUUUUACCAUGUUGGAUGGGGGGCUAUAAACAGUAAAAUGCUCAUUAGCCCAUUUUGUAUCAAUCUUUUUUUUUUUUUUUUUCUGUCAUAAAGCUUCUUAGGUUGUAAACUUAUUGAUGAAAACAUGGUUUCAUUAGGUUUUUGGAUGAUC